AUGUCCUCCUCCUCUUCUCUUUCUCACCUUCUUCCUUCUUCUUCUUCACCAAAUUCCCCUUUUCUUUCUUCUUUCUCUUCCUCUUCCUCCCAUGUCUCUUUCCACCCUCAUCCUCAUCCUCCUGGAUCAGGUGGCUGUUCAUUAUUGAAGGUUAAAGACAGAAGAUCCAAUAUCAUCAAAUGCAAUGCCAUUUCCAAGCCUCCCACUCAAGAGUACAGCGAUGUGCUACAAAGUGGUGUGCCAGUUAUAAAGUGGCAUCAGUUUGUGGAGGAUGACAUACAAUCAGAAACUACUCCUCAAGUGUUGAUAUGGAAAGAGAUAGAGGAAAGAGUGAAGGAGAUAAACGCAAUGCUGAGGUCAAUGGACGAUGGUGACAUAAGCAUCUCGGCUUACGACACGGCAUGGGUGGCUCUAAUACGGAGCAAAGAAGGAGGAGGAGAGGAAGAUCAAGAAGAGGUUAAGAAGAAUGGUCCUCUAUUCCCUUGUACCCUUGAGUGGAUUGCAAAGAAUCAAUUACAAGAUGGGUCUUGGGGUGACAGUCAAAUAUUCUCAGCUCAUGAUCGCAUUCUUAACACAUUGGCUUGUGUUGUAGCUUUGAAAUAUUGGAAUCUCCAUCCCCAAAAGUCUCUAAAAGGAAUAGCUUUCCUUAACCAAAACAUUUCCAAGCUCCAACAUGAAAAUGCUGAACACAUGCCUAUUGGCUUUGAGAUUGCUUUCCCUUCCCUUCUCCAAUUUGCUCAAAAACUUAACCUCCAAAUUCUCCCCACACAUUCCCCUAUCUUGCAAGAGAUUAACCACCGAAGGAACAUCAAGUUGACCAGGAUACCAAAAGAUAUAAUGCAUAAAGUGCCAACAACGCUGUUGCAUAGCUUAGAAGGAAUGGAGGGUUUGGAUUGGGAAAAGCUUCUCAAAUUGCAAUGUCAAGAUGGCUCUUUCUUGAGUUCUCCUGCCUCCACUGCCUUUGCACUCAUGCAAACCAACGACCCCAAUUGCUUUAAAUAUCUAGAUUCCGUUGUCAACCGCUUUAAUGGUGGAGUGCCGAAUGUGUACCCUGUGGACUUGUUCGAGCACAUAUGGGCUGUGGACAGACUACAAAGACUUGGAAUUUCUAGAUUCUUCCGUUCACAAAUAGUUGAGUGUGUAAAUUAUGUGCGAAGAUUUUGGAGUGAUGAAGGAAUAUGUUGGGCAAGAAAUUCGCAAUUUCAUGAUAUAGACGACACAGCCAUGGGAUUCAGACUCCUCAGGCUGUAUGGCCAUGAUGUUUCUGCGGAUGUGUUCAAGCAUUUUGAGAAAGAUGGAGAGUUCGUGUGCAUUGCGGGGCAGUCCACGCAGGCGGUGACCGGAAUGUUUAACCUGUAUCGGGCUUCCGAUCAGGUAAUGUUCCCCGGAGAGAAAAUUCUUGAGGAUGCUAGACAAUUUUCCUCCAAAUUUCUCCGACAGAAACAGGCCAAUAAUGAUCUUUUGGACAAGUGGAUCAUCACUAAGGAUUUACCUGGCGAGGUUGGUUACGCUCUCGAAGUUCCAUGGUUUGCAAGCUUGCCUCGGGUUGAGACUCGUCUCUUCAUAGAACAGUAUGGUGGCAAAAAUGAUGUUUGGAUUGGAAAAACUCUCUACAGGAUGUUUAAGGUAAACAAUGACACAUACUUGGAGCUUGCAAAAUUGGACUACAACAACUGCCAACUAUUGCAUCAGAUUGAAUGGGUUGAUAUUCAAAAAUGGUACAUAGAGAACAAGCUGAGAGAUUAUGGAAUGAGAAGAACGAACCUUUUGUUCUCAUAUUUUGGUGCAGUGUGUUCCAUUUUUGAGCCAGAAAGGGCUAAGGAGAGGCUUGCAUGGACCAAGACAGCUGCAUUGGUCGACGCCAUCGAGUCCCAUUUCAAGGACGCCAAUGCUGACCAACGACGAGCCUUUGUCCAACAAUUUACCAACUUGGAUGCUGCUCAAGCCUACGAUAAUAAUGCAUGGAGAUCAAGCAAUGUGCAACAAAAAGGAGGACAGGGACUAGUUGGGAUUUUGCUUAGAACCCUAACCAAUAUCUCUUUGGAUAUACUGGUGUCACACGGUCUCGACAUCACCCACCAUUUGCAUCAAGCUUGGAAGAAAUGGUUGUUUAAGUGGCAAGAGGAUGGAGAUGUGCACAAGGAAGAGGCAGAGUUAUUGGUGCAAACAAUAAUUCUCAACUCAGGCUGUUCAACUUUGGAAGAUCUGUUGUCUAAUCCUCAAUAUCAGAAGCUUUCCUACCUCACAAACAAAGUGUGCCAUCAACUUGGUCACUUUAAAAAGCACAAGGUAACCAAUGGUGGCAUCUAUAAGGAGAAAACAGACAACAAAAUGCCCCAAGAGAUAGAAGAUGACAUGAGGAAACUUAUGCAACUGGUGAUCCAAAACCCCUCAGAUAGCAAUGAUAUUAUUAACUCACAAAUCAAGCACACAUUUCUAACGGUAGCAAAAAGUCUGUAUUAUGCAGCCUAUUUCGAUCCUUGGACUAUCAACUACCACAUUGCCAAGGUCCUAUUUGAAAAAGUGUUCUGAUCCUAGCUAGCCUAGCCACACACCACAGCCACAGCCAUGAUGUAUUGUCAAUUUUUGUAUAUCCUUUCACCACAUGGAACACACAAACUUUGGUCCAAUUUUCGUCUGUUAAUAAAAAGAAAACAUCAUCUUUAUAUCCCAAA
This is a messenger RNA of Cucumis sativus (cucumber), 2675 nucleotides long. Its product is annotated as (-)-kolavenyl diphosphate synthase TPS28, chloroplastic. NCBI's taxonomy places the organism in Eukaryota, Viridiplantae, Streptophyta, Magnoliopsida, Cucurbitales, Cucurbitaceae. The transcript has 14 exons. Gene Ontology annotation, cellular component: chloroplast. Bases 1 to 2532 code for a protein of 843 amino acids. The record is from RefSeq and is a predicted model, not a curated record. Gene Ontology annotation, biological process: gibberellin biosynthetic process. Gene Ontology annotation, molecular function: magnesium ion binding; terpene synthase activity.